CUUAAUUAGGCUUUCUAAUCCGUUGGGAAGUCUAUCUCAAAUUCGCCAAAGAUCGAUUCCGGAUUUUAGCCGGACGGGUCCGUUUUGGAGCCAAAUUAACACCCUUAUCCGCAAGCACGCCUGACCUGAGUAGCGAAGCAACUUUCCCAUUCGUGCAAAGCGGUUAAUCUCCGUUAUUUUUUAAACUCUUUUUUCAAUUAGCCACCGACAACCGUGUCCUCUCUUUCCCCUCCCCCAACAUUAAUCGAGUUGCAGAGAUAGAGAGAUGGGACUGCUUUCUAACAGGAUCGGCAGAGGCCGCCUUAAACCAGGGGAUCACAUCUACUCGUGGAGGAAUGCUUAUGUUUACGCCCAUCACGGCAUCUUUGUUGGAGAUGAUAAGGUAAUCCAUUUCACCAGAGGACGGGGUCAGGAAGUGGGGACUGGAACUGUGCUGGAUGUUCUCCUAUUAAGCUCUGGACCUGCCCGAUCUCAGCCCUGCUCCACCUGCCCACCACCUGCAGAAAAUCAUGGAGUCAUCUCUUCAUGUCUGGAUUGUUUUCUCUCUGGUGGGGUCCUGUACCGUUUUGAAUAUGGUGUUGCUCCUGCUCUAUUUCUUGCGAAAGCACGGGGAGGAACAUGCACCCUUGCUGUCUCUGACCCAGAUGAUAUCGUAGUCCACCGAGCAACCUACUUGCUUAACAAUGGCUUUGGGUGUUACAAUGUUUUCAAAAACAACUGUGAAGAUUUUGCCAUUUACUGUAAGACCGGUCUCCUUCUUGUUGAACAAGGAAAAAUUGGCCAGAGUGGUCAGGCAAUAUCGAUCGUAGGUGGGCCCAUUGCUGCUGUCCUAUCAACACCCUUGAGCCUUGUUACAACCAAUGUGUAUGGGAUGACAGCAGCAGCAAUCGGGGUCUAUUGUGCUAGCCGGUAUGCUGCAGAUAUUGGCAUGAGGAGGGACGUCGUGAAGGUAGCAGUGGAAGAUUUGACAGAAAGAUUGGCAGCAGGUAGACUCCAGGUGGCUGAGGCAGUUGGUGCUGCACCUGCACUCACUAUCAAUCAGUAACUGGUUGUCAAACAAUGUACUAUUAGGCUUGUUCUAUUGACUGGUCUUUGAUUAAUAAAUUGUUGGAAACUGCUGUUCCCAACAUGGUGGGGUGAUUGUGUUUGUGGACCUUCUAGUUAAACUGAGACCUUCUGGGGGGUUGGAGUUGCUUAAUCAGUGGCUUGUCCUGGCUUUCUGCUUUUCUUUCUC
This is a messenger RNA of Macadamia integrifolia, 1234 nucleotides long. RefSeq names its product protein LEAD-SENSITIVE 1-like. NCBI's taxonomy places the organism in Eukaryota, Viridiplantae, Streptophyta, Magnoliopsida, Proteales, Proteaceae. The record is from RefSeq and is a predicted model, not a curated record. The coding region runs from base 266 to 1045 and encodes 259 amino acids. The transcript has 3 exons.